AAAAAAAAACAGAAAUUUAGAAAUUAAUCCUAAUAAUUCAGGGAAAAUUAAAUAGAAGACCAUGUAAGAAAAAGGUCAACUUUGGGAGGGAGGCGGGGCAAGGCGAGGCGGUGCAGCCGUGGCAAUGACGAAGAAAAAGCAUUAAAUUCCAAUAAGUAAAGCUUUGGGCUUGGUUUAAUUUUGACCGCAAUAACUUUAUCCUUACCGUCACCCAUCGUUAUCCUCAAUGAGGCUGACAAAAGUGGAGUGAAGCAGAGAGAUCCUCAAUCAUCGUCAUCCUUUAAUAGAUGUGUCAUGCAUUGGAAAAUAGAAUCUAGGUUAUAGACGUAGACAUACCCCCAAAAGUCUGGAGAGAAAACGACACAAAAACACCAGUGUGAUCGAACCAUGUGCCACAUUCAUAUUUGUUAACAAUUUUUAUAUUACUCCUUCAGUUUGGAAUACAGUAAACAGAUAAGCUCGGGGGUUGGGUUAGGUUCUUCCUUACAAGAACUUCACCUUUUCUUUGUUUGUAUAUUUAUAAUUUUAACACUUUUGAGUCAAAGCAAUAAUUAGCGAGAAUCUUUUAGCGUCUUAUUCUUUCUUUUCUUUCUGGGUUCUUGAGUUUAAAAUUCAAGGAUAAGAUAAUAAACACUUCAAAAUCCCAACUGGGUCUCUAAGGAAGCUAGAGGAAAGUGAAGAUGUUGGAAGGAAAAGCCUUGAUCGAGGACACUGACAUGCCUGUUAAGAUGCAGAUACAAGCCAUGGCUGCUGCUUCUCAAGCUCUAGAUAUCUUUGAUGUUUUUGACUGCAGAUCUAUAGCUGCCCACAUAAAAAAGGAGUUUGAUAAGAGAUAUGGGUCUGGUUGGCAAUGUGUGGUGGGCUCAAACUUUGGGUGUUUCUUCACUCAUAACAAGGGAACUUUCAUCUAUUUUACCCUGGAGACUCUUAGCUUUCUCAUCUUCAGGGGAGCUUCUUCCUCUUCGUGACGCCAAGGUGAAGGUUUUUCUACAGCUAAGGAAGUUCGAGAGAAAGGCAGAGAGGGGCAAGAGAAACAGCACCAUACAGUUUUUUUUCUUAACUGGUUGGUCAAUGGGGAGACAAAAUGUUCCAGACAAUUGACGGUGGUUUCGGUUUCGUCCAUAUGUGAAGAGGUGACUGUUUGUAUGCGGUCUUUAAUAAGGACCCCAAAGUUGCCUUGCUUUGAUGAUGCUGGGACCUCCAGGCUGAGCUUUUGUUGAGAUUUCCUUCGAAAUUUUCAUAUGCGGCGGGACUUCUCUUGUCCCUCGCUCCUAGGACUACUAACUCCUCUCUGCUCUUUAGCUUCCUAGCUGGUUUUUAUGACCAUAAUGUUUUAGGUCUUAUUUCUUCGGAUAUUUUGUAAUAACUUUGAAUAGCUUACUUGCUCUGUUUUUAGUGCCUUUGUUUGGGGGUGCUUCGUCACCUGCCUGCCUUUGUUUGUAUCUUUCUGGAUCCUUAUCUUAUCUAAUAAUUUUAUGCC
This is a messenger RNA of Humulus lupulus (European hop), 1480 nucleotides long. RefSeq names its product dynein light chain 1, cytoplasmic-like. The transcript has 2 exons. Gene Ontology annotation, molecular function: dynein light intermediate chain binding; dynein intermediate chain binding. Gene Ontology annotation, cellular component: dynein complex. The record is from RefSeq and is a predicted model, not a curated record. Gene Ontology annotation, biological process: microtubule-based process. NCBI's taxonomy places the organism in Eukaryota, Viridiplantae, Streptophyta, Magnoliopsida, Rosales, Cannabaceae. Bases 681 to 968 code for a protein of 95 amino acids.